Messenger RNA from Rhagoletis zephyria (snowberry fruit fly), 1314 nucleotides. Its product is annotated as protein mab-21-like. The record is from RefSeq and is a predicted model, not a curated record. Lineage: Eukaryota; Metazoa; Arthropoda; Insecta; Diptera; Tephritidae.
UGUUCUCUGCUGUGCUCUGCCAUACGUCGCUGCCGCCGCAGACAUUGAGUCGCCAUUGAAAAUUUGUUGCUUUCAUCGCUGACUGUUAACCAACCGCUCGCCAUUAGUCGCCAUUGUUGCUGGUCGGCCCUAGUUUAAGUAGCAUAUUUCAUCAUCCGUUGCCAACGCCGCCGCCGCCGCCGUCGCCAUAGCAACUAUGUUGGUACCGCCGGAUAUGCUGGCUGCGCAGACGCGCAUGAUUUAUCAGAUGAAUCGCUAUUGCGCGGAGCGUGUUCAGGCGCGUAUGUUCAAAACUGCCACGGCCAUACGGGAAAUAUGCAAAAUCGUUCAAGACGUUUUGAAAGAGGUGGAAUUGCAGGAGCCGCGCUUCAUCUCCAGUCUGGUGGAGUGUAAUGGCAGAUUUGAAGGCGUCCAAGUAGUUUCACCCAACGAAUUCGAAAUCGUCUUAUAUCUUAAUCAGAUGGGCGUUUUCAAUUUCGUCGACGACGGUACAAUGCCCGGCUGUGCUGUGCUUAAGCUCAGCGAUGGCCGCAAACGUUCCAUGUCGCUGUGGGUGGAGUUCAUUACGGCAUCGGGUUACCUAUCUUCGCGCAAGAUACGCUCACGUUUUCAGACAUUGGUGGCACAAGCGUGUGACAAGAGUAUUUAUCGCGACAUGGUUAAGAUGAUCGGUGAUACAACGGAGGUGAAGUUGCGCGUGCGUGAACGUUUUGUGGUACAAAUAACACCGGCAUUCAAAUGCUCGGGCAUAUGGCCACGUUCGGCGGCACAUUGGCCAUUGCCACACAUCCCCUGGCCACAUCCGAAUAUAGUUGCUGAGGUGAAAACCGAAGGUUUCGAUUUGCUAUCCAAAGAAUCCAUUGUUAUGCAGAAUAAGAACAACAAUGCGGCCAUGGAAGGCGAUGCGUGGGUGUUGAGCUUCUUCGAGGCGGAAAAUCGACUGUUGCAAGGUGGCUGCCGUCGUCGUUGUUUAAGUAUUCUCAAAACCUUGCGUGAUCGUCACCUCGAUCUGCCUGGCAAUCCGAUCACCGCAUACCAUCUAAAAAAUCUGCUGCUCUACGAAUGUGAAAAGCAUCCGCGUGACUUUGAAUGGGACGAGGCGUAUAUCGCUGAUCGCAUCAACGGCAUCUUCCUACAGUUGAUCUCAUGUCUACAAUAUCGACGAUGUCCACACUAUUUUCUACCGGCACUAAACAUGUUCAAAGGCAAAUCGCCCAGUUCGCUGGAGCAGGCGGCCAAACAGGUUUGGCGUUUGACGCGCGAAAUGUUAACCAAUGCAAAUGCAUUUGAAAAACUCUAAAAGCAACAACAUAG